Messenger RNA from Capsella rubella, 1033 nucleotides. Its product is annotated as putative G3BP-like protein. Gene Ontology annotation, cellular component: cytosol; ribonucleoprotein complex. The coding region runs from base 261 to 773 and encodes 170 amino acids. The record is from RefSeq and is a predicted model, not a curated record. Gene Ontology annotation, molecular function: mRNA binding. The transcript has a single exon. Lineage: Eukaryota; Viridiplantae; Streptophyta; Magnoliopsida; Brassicales; Brassicaceae.
UUUGAUAUAAUAAUUUAUAAUCUGAGGAUAAAAUAAUUUAAUUUUAUUUAUUUUGUGGUUUAGAUAACUUCUCUUAAGUUAUUAUGGUUUAGGAAUUAGGAGUUAGUAAGUACUAGUCGAGUAUGAUUAGGAAAUUUAGUUGGUUUGGGUGUCCUUAGCCACUAUAUAUAUGGUGGAGGAGAUAGGUCAAGAACCAUUCAUCAUCAUCGUCCUGCUUUGUUUUCAAAGCAUACUAUCGUCAGAUCUCAGCCACUGGAGACAUGUCAGAGACCAACACUAACGCAGAGAUUGCUACCAUGUCCUUUGUGAAGCAAUACUAUCACAUCCUCAACGAAGAACCUCACUAUCUUCAUAUCUUUUACAAUGAGCCAUGUCUGUUUAACCGUCCUGAUCCUGCCACCCAUGUCAAGAAAACGUUUUGGACCAAGAAAGAAGUGAAAGAUGAGUUUCUGGCUACGCGAUACGAAGAUUACAAGGCUGAGAUUGAAACCUCACUUGGUAUACCAUAUCCUAUGGAGGAUGGUCGUGUGAUUGUGUUUGUCAAUGGAUACUUGACUAGGAAGAAAGAUAACGUGAGGAGGAAGUUUACGCAAACGUUUCUCCUGGCUCAGCAAACCGAAGGCUUAAGUAUCCUUAACGAUACUUUCAGGUUCAAAGAGAUGCAGACACAGAUGCCAACUCCUCACGAACCAGCAGCAACAGAGAGCCAAGCUUCCCUUAGUAAGAAAGCUUCAAGCAAAGGGGGAGAUGAUGAUGAAUGGUUAUGUGUCUAAGAAUUAGGGUUCUAGGAUAUUAGGAAUCAAAUCGAAAGAUAUGUAGGUUCCUAUUCUAGUGUUUUCAUAGAGAUUUGUCUUUGGUUUAUAGUAAAUUUCAUUGUCUCAGCUGCUGAAAAACUUUUAUAAAAGGUUAAAUUACAAUUCUAAAAAAUUUCCAUAUUAUAUUUUAAACCUAAACAAAGUUUUUUUUUUUUUUUAACUAUACAAGUAAAUAAGAAGCUUGAACUAGUAAUGAAGCUGUAAUGUUUCAUUUAUGU